AUGAGGAGUUUUUUAGACCGUGUUGGGCUGUGGGGCGGGCACAGUAGAGUUAGGGCCCAUGGCAAGAGGCACAUCUGCGGCGCUGGUGAGUUGGACGAUGAGAGGUCCAUAGGGACGUCCAAUGCCGCUUCUGAAUCCGUCACAGCAGUGACAAAGAAGGCAAUGACUGCGACAGCUGUAGAGGGUAAUUAUGACGCGGUGAAUGGUAGUGACACCGCGGCGGUGAUGCCAUCCUUGGGCACCGAAAAGGACGAGCAUUUACUGGCUGUGGCUCGGGCAUCCGAAUUCUCUGCGUUGAAAGCAUUGGAACUUUGCCAACUGGAAGUCCUGCAGCUGCAGCGAAUGUGGGAUUUGGACCGCGAAACGCAGCGUUGGACUAUCGUUUUGUUGCAGGAAGAAGUAUGUGAACUGCGACAGCAGUUGGAGCACAAGCGCCGCCGUAGUUCAAUGCAGCGUACCCGCGAGACUGUUACUGCAACGAAGGCCCUCUCCGUGUUGUCCGUGAAUGGAGGUGGUCUAUCGCUACGGUGUGCGUUCGGCAUGGACGCUGUCGAGGCGAACACCACCUCAGAAGCCCCUAUGACGAGUGGCACGGAGGGUUCCUGCACCCGCAGCGAGGCAUCAGCGGAGUGUGCCUCUGCCUUCCAGUACUCACACGUCGUGCAUGACUCAACCCGCGUAGAAGAACUUGAAGAGAGGAUAGAACGCUACGGACGUCUUCUACAUGAUGCCAACAGGGAGUGUGGCGAGCUACGAGCAGAACUAUCACGAGUGGUACGACAGUUAUAUGAUGAUCGCCGCUACUUUACGCGUCACAUCUCUUCCUUGUUGCGUGAGAAGGAGGAGAUGGCUCGCGAACACGCCAGGACGCUUUCCCACCUGGAUGAAACCACAGGCUUGUUAAUGGCCGCGCGUGCAGCUGAGCGGGCGGCAUUGCAGCGCUUUUUUAGUGAAGGCGGUCAGAGUGAAUUGCCUCGAGUGUGUGAGGCACCGAUAGAAGGCGCGGGAUCGGGGGCAGUGCAUUGCUUGCACUGUGGUGGCUCUUCUAUCACUUGCAGUGAAUUAAAGCGCCGCUCGGUGGAUGCUUCGGUGGAGCGGCAACGCUGCAACUCUCUUGCUCUGCGUCAGACAACACUUGAAGACGAGUUGUGUGUUCUAGAAUGUGAAGUGGAGCGCGAUAGCCGGAACGUGGAGGGAAUGUGCCGCAUCGUUGGACGCCUCAUCGACGAAGUAGAAGGAUAUGCUCGUGAUUGUCGGGUCGCCAACCAGGAAGCUGCUGGAUGCCUGCGCGAGAUGUCGUUGCUGUGGUUCACUGAUGAGGAGGAUGCGAGGGGCGAUAACACUGACACCGAUGAUGAUGUUGAUGGGCACAAGAGUGACGACAUCAUUUCGCUCUUGCGGCUACAAGAGCGUGAGAAGCGGGACGACGCGAAGAGUCCGGAGUGUGCACUACCUUCGGCGUUCCACGCAUCCUCACUGCUGCCGGUGGAGCUGACCGGUUGGGGCGACACCUCUACCACCGCAGCUGCCAGUGCUGCCAAUGCUGUCAAUGCUGUCAAUGCUGCAGCAUGCGGUGCCGUUGUGGCACCCAGUUGA
Molecule: messenger RNA, 1596 nt
Organism: Trypanosoma rangeli
Lineage: Eukaryota; Euglenozoa; Kinetoplastea; Trypanosomatida; Trypanosomatidae
Exons: 1
Coding region: 1-1596 (531 amino acids)
Source: RefSeq, a predicted model, not a curated record